AUGGUCCAGCACGCAUCCUUCAUCUUUAUUCUAGACUCUGAUGCUAAUGAGAUCACAGCCGUUGCGCGGUUCGCGGAGCCCCUCGCCCUCACAUCCGUUUUCCCAUACCUCCCAGAGAUGAUUCGCAGUUUCGGCAUUGAACAGAACGAUGUCGCAAAAUGGGCUGGUAUCACGUCCGCUGUGUUCUCACUCUCUCAAAGUGUUACCGCCGUGCCGUGGGGCAGAGCCUCUGAUCGAUUUGGAAGGAAGCCAACAAUCAUUGUCGGCCUGAUUUCGACAAUGUUCUUCUUCUGUGUCUGGGGUAUAUCAACGAGUCUGCCCAUGGCAAUCACCGUGAGAGCUAUUCUCGGAAGUGGCAACGGAAAUGUUGGAAUUAUUCGUACCAUGGUCGCAGAGAUGGUGCCAGAAAAGGAGCUGCAACCCCGAGCUUUUUCGAUUAUGCCUCUUAUCUGGUCUGUUGGCUCGAUCUUCGGCCCGGCAUUUGGCGGAUUCUUCGCCAGACCCGCCGACCGCUUCCCUACAGUCUUUGGUGACAGCUGGUUUUUUAAGGCGUAUCCGUUUGCCCUGCCCAAUUUCAUAGCUGCGGUAUUCUUCUUCAUCUCAGUAACCACCGCUACUCUGUUCCUCAAGGAGACGCUUGAGAGCAAGCGCCACAAACCCGACUGGGGACUGCUUAUGGGCGAGCGUAUCACCCGCUCAUUCCGCCGCUCUCAUUCUCACCACCACCACCAUGCUGGGGCCAGACGCACGUCGUUUGUUGAUGGAGAGGCUACAGCACCCUUGGUACCUCACAAGACUCCUCCAACCCACCCGGUCGAGGACAAUAAGACCCUGGAGGCACCAAGCAUGAGGGAGGUUUUCACAGCCCAGACGAGUAUUAACCUGCUCUGCUACACCUUCCUCGCCCUUCACUCCGUGGCCUUUGACCAGGUUCUCCCCGUGUUCCUUAACUACCCCAAGCAGGAGCAUACCCCGGAGAACACGAAUCUACCAUUCCAAUUUUCUGGUGGUUUUGGUCUCGACUCUGGCCGCAUCGGCACCAUUUUCACCAUCUAUGGCAUCACCUGCGGCGUGAUCCAAUUCUUCGUCUUCCCGCCUCUCUGCAAUUACUUUGGUGUCCUGCGCUGUUUCCGCGCGUGCGCCUUUACGUUUCCCAUCGUCUACAUCCUGGCCCCCUAUGUGGUCCUUUUUGAGAGCACUGCUGGACGUUACACCGCUCUCUUGAUCGUCAUGUUCGUCAAAGCCUGUGCCGUCAUCAUCGGCUUCCCGUGCAUGACUAUCCUCCUGACCAAUUCGGCCUCUUCGCUCCGUAUCCUGGGUACCCUCAACGGCUUCGCUACCAUGUUCAGCGGUUUCGGCCGUGCUUUCGGUCCCGCGGUUGCCGGCGCUGCUUUCAGCUGGGGCGUUGCCAGAGGUUAUGUAAUCACCGCGUACUGGUUCCUCGCGCUCACGGCCAUCAUUGGCGCCAUCCCCAUCUACAUGCUGGUCGACUACGAUGCUCUGACCCAGACCCCCGACAUUAGCGAUGACGAGGAGGAGAGCGUCAGCGACGAGGGUUACGCCAGCGAUGGCAGUGUCGUUGCUUCGGGCAGCGGAAAUGUCACCUCAAACGAGACGGCGCCGUUGCUGAGUGCGAAGAAUGGGGUACCAGGCUACGAUUCCGUCAGUACUUCCCGGUCUUAG
Colletotrichum orchidophilum is the source of this 1683-nucleotide messenger RNA. RefSeq names its product major facilitator superfamily transporter. Bases 1 to 1683 code for a protein of 560 amino acids. Gene Ontology annotation, biological process: transmembrane transport. Lineage: Eukaryota; Fungi; Ascomycota; Sordariomycetes; Glomerellales; Glomerellaceae. Gene Ontology annotation, molecular function: transmembrane transporter activity. The transcript has 4 exons. The record is from RefSeq and is a predicted model, not a curated record.